Molecule: messenger RNA, 1197 nt
Organism: Micromonas pusilla CCMP1545
Lineage: Eukaryota; Viridiplantae; Chlorophyta; Mamiellophyceae; Mamiellales; Mamiellaceae
Exons: 2
Coding region: 1-1197 (398 amino acids)
Biological process (GO): protein phosphorylation
Molecular function (GO): ATP binding; protein serine/threonine kinase activity; protein binding
Source: RefSeq, a predicted model, not a curated record
AUGGUUCUCACGCGCGCGGGGAAGACGAUCAGGGACGAGCCGUACUCUGACUACGACCGCAGGACGCCUUUACACGUCGCCGCGAGCGACGGAUCCGUGAUGGUCACGAACUGGCUCAUAGAGCAAAAGGUGGACCUGAACCCGCUCGAUCGAUGGGGAAUGACCCCGCUCGAGGGCGCGGUGUUCGGCGAUCAUCAGGACAUCGUCGCGAUGUUACAAAAAGCCGGGGGUCUGAUCAAAGACCGCGGGACCGGGCAGUUGAUCCCGUUGGAGGAGUCGCACACCCCGGAGCUCAUGGCGUGGGAGAUCCCCGACGACGAGCUCAGCGAACGUACCGAGAUCGGCGCGGGCGCGUUCGGGGUCGUCAUGCGCACGCGGUGGCGCGGAACGAUCAUCGCGAUGAAGCAGCUGCAUCGGCAUUUACACCACGACGAGGUCGCCAAGGCGGAGUUCAGGACGGAGCUGAAGCUCAUGCGUCAGUUGCAUCAUCCGCACAUCGUGCAGUUCCUCGGGACGUCCAUCGAGACGGACACCGGGCUGGUGUCGCUAUGCUUCGAGUUCAUGCACGCGGGGUCGUUGGACCAGCUGUUCCGCAAGUCGGAGGUCCCGCUCUCCCUCGGCGUCGCGCUCGAGAUGGCCCUGGACGUCGCGCGAGGGAUGAGCUACCUCCACGGUCGGAAACCCCUUCCGGUGAUUCACCGCGAUUUGAAGCCGGGCAACUUGAUGUUGACGCGAGCGAUGCGGCUCAAGAUUGGCGAUUUCGGUCUGUCCAAGACCCUGUCCGUGCGCAACAAGAUGCCGCAGGACGUGGACACGAACUUCACGAUGACGGGCGAGACCGGGUCGUACCGGUACAUGGCGCCGGAGGUUUUCCGGCACGAAUUUUACGGCCCCGCCGUGGACGUCUACGCCGCGUCCAUGAUUUUCUACCAACUCUUUUGCUUCCAGCAGCCGUUCGCGGGGUUAAAUCCGGUCGACGCCGCGAAGAUGGCGUCCGCGGAGGCUCUGCGCCCCACGCUCGCGCAAGGGUUGAUGCCCCCGGAGCUGUCGAGGAUCGUGCGGAGCAUGUGGAACCCGGACGACAUGGCGCGGCCGACGUUUGUGAAUCUGAUCGAUCAGCUCGAGCCGUUGGCGACGUGGUAUCAAGACGAGGAGGCGAAAAACGCGGGCGGGGGGAAGUGCUGCGUCGUGUCGUAG